Molecule: messenger RNA, 4609 nt
Organism: Megalops cyprinoides (Indo-Pacific tarpon)
Lineage: Eukaryota; Metazoa; Chordata; Actinopteri; Elopiformes; Megalopidae
Product: inactive rhomboid protein 2-like
Exons: 19
Coding region: 255-2738 (827 amino acids)
Biological process (GO): regulation of protein secretion; regulation of epidermal growth factor receptor signaling pathway
Cellular component (GO): endoplasmic reticulum membrane
Molecular function (GO): serine-type endopeptidase activity
Source: RefSeq, a predicted model, not a curated record
AGAAGGGAAGUGAGAAUGCGAAGUCACACUAUUACUUUGCUCAAGGAGAGAAAGACUCAUAGAAUAGAACCUUGAUAGAAGACGCUGGCCAGGGUUUCUUUUUGAGGCUGGUAUGUUGCUGUAACGAGAUGAUGAACGAGAUGUGGUAAUGACACAGGCUGAAGGACUCUUCCCCCCAGAGAGCUCAGUACCAAAGCUGACUGUCAGGCAAUAUCAUUCCACUGCUGUUGAGAUAGGGCUGCGGUCCGAGCAGGAUGUCAUCACAGGAUGAGGGUGACACACACCACAACGGCAGCCAAUCAGACAGUCGGUUGAAGAGCAAGAAACCGCCCAGUCUAGUUAUUGCUAUCCCUCCGGCUGAGGACGAGGACAAAAUGGAUGCUGUGAAACAGCCCCUAAGGCCUUCCCUGAAGAAGAGCGGGAGUGUGCAGCAGUCCAGAGAAGCUGUGUCAGAGGACGCACCGUCGACGACGGCAGAGGAGAGGAGGGCGGCGUUCCACAGACAGACUUCCCUGUCCCAGAGCAUCCGCAGGGGCACGGCGCAGUGGUUCGGGGUGGGCAGCGACUGCGAGACCAAGCAGCAGAUAUGGCAGCGCAAGAGCCUUCGCCACUGCAGCCAGCGCUACGGCAAGCUGAAGGCCCAGUACCGCGAGCCCGAGAUGCCCAGCCAGGACCAGGGCCCGGAGUCUCCUGCUGCAUGCAAGCUGCCCAGGAUUGUGGACCCUCUUGCGCGGGGACGAGCGUUCCGUUACCCCGAUGAGACAGACCGACCCCGGACUCCUCACAGCACCCACCCUCCCCUCACCCCCGGCGUCAGCUCCCUGUGCUCCUUCUCCAGCCAGCGCUCCGGCUACACCCGCCUCCCCCGCAGGAAGAGAGAGUCGGUCGCCCGCAUGAGCAUCCGGGCUGCCUCCAACCUGCUUAAGGGCCGCACGGGACUCCCUGGGUCUCAGACCGGGCGUGGCUUCCCCCGCCGUAGUUUUGUACGGCCCAGCUGGCUGGAGGAGGACACAGUGGACACUGCCGACACCUCUGACUCGGUUUUCUUCAGCAAGGUCGAUGCCCACGAAGAGAUGUACUCCAUGGCGGACGACGUGUUUGAGUCACCCCCGAUGUCAGCCUCUUUCGCUCCUCACCAGCCGGCCCAUUUUGGGGAAGUGCAAGUGGGCGAAGGGGGACCGUUCCAGAGCCUGAAGGACGUGUCCAAGGCCUCGGCUGGAGGAGCGCUCCCCCGCAGGGGCCGGCGAAUUGCCUCGCAGGUCAAACACUUCGCCUUUGACAAGCACAAGCGGGAGUAUGGCAUGGGCGUCGUUGGCAAGUGGCUGAACCGCCAUUACCGCCGCAGCAUCAGCAGCCAGGUGCAGAAGCAGCUGGAUGACUUCCACAGCCACAGGCCUUAUUUCACCUACUGGAUCACCUUUGUGCACAUCGUCAUCACCCUGCUGGCCAUUGGCACCUAUGGCUUUGCCCCCGUCGGCUUCGCCCAGCACUCCGCCUCGGAGCUGGUGCUGCGAAACAAAGGGAUCUACGAGAGCGUGAAGUACAUCCAGCAGGAGAACUUCUGGAUUGGCCCCGGCUCAGAAGAUCUGAUCCACCUGGGGGCCAAGUUCUCCCCCUGUAUCCGACGGGACGAGCAGAUCAGCAAGCUGAUCGAGAAAGCCAAGGACCUGGAGAGGGAGUCGGGAUGCUGCGUGCAGAACGACGACUCGGGCUGCGUGCAGACCCACCGCGCAGACUGCUCGGAGACACUGGCCACAUUUAUGAAGUGGAACAAUGAGCACACAGACAUAAUAAGAUCGUCUGGCUCCGUCUGUCACCAGGACCCCAGGACUUGUGAAGAGCCUGCCUCAACAAAGCCCCACGUGUGGCCUGAUGACAUCACAAAGUGGCCGAUAUGCACCUCCCCACGCAAGUGGAACCACACUGGGUACAGACACAUGGACUGCAAGAUCAAGGGAAGACCCUGCUGCAUUGGGACCAAGGGCAGGUGUGAGAUCACAACGCGAGAGUACUGCACUUUCAUGCAUGGCUACUUCCACGAGGAGGCUACGCUCUGCUCGCAGGUGCACUGCUUAGAUGAUGUGUGCGGUCUCCUACCGUUUCUGAACCCUGAUGUGCCUGACCAGUUCUACAGACUGUGGCUCUCCUUGUUUCUGCAUGCCGGGCUGCUGCACUGCCUGGUGUCCGUGGUGUUCCAGAUGACCGUGCUGAGGGACCUGGAGAAACUGGCCGGCUGGCUGCGCAUCUCCAUCAUAUACCUGCUGAGCGGCAUCACUGGGAAUCUGGCCAGCGCCCUCUUCCUGCCCUACAGAGCCGAGGUGGGGCCAGCCGGCUCUCAGUUUGGGCUGCUGGCCUGUCUGUUCGUGGAGUUAUUCCAAGGCUGGCAGAUGUUGGAGAAGCCCUGGAAAGCCUUCCUCAAGCUGCUGGGAAUCGUGCUCUUCCUAUUCUUGUGCGGCCUGCUGCCCUGGAUCGACAACAUCGCCCACAUUUUCGGCUUCAUCAGCGGCAUGCUGCUCUCCUUCGCUUUCCUGCCCUAUGUCACCUUCGGGACCUUCGACAAAUACCGCAAGCGCAUCCUCAUUCUGCUGUCCCUUCUGGUCUACGUGGGCCUGCUCUCCUCCCUGGUGGUCUGGUUCUACAUCUACCCCAUCCACUGGCACUGGCUGGAGCACCUGACGUGUCUGCCCUUCACCAACAAGUUCUGUGAGAAGUACGAUAUCGACCAUGUUGUACACUAGCACUCAGCCCCUCCCCACCGGCCACAGCUGGACUUAAACAAUGUGAGAAGAGGCGAAGAUCCUGAAAGAUACAUUAAAAAUGAAAAGGACCUACAUCUGACUAUAAUAUGCAGCCUCUUAAAUGCCUUUAUAGCAGACUUUGUACUGAAAGAUAUGAACCACUGCACAUGUGACAUUAGAAAGAGGUUGAAUGACAGUACAGUGCAGAUAGUAAGUAAAUAUUGGACUUUGUGAUGAAAAGGAAGGAACCACUGCACAUGUGGCACUCAAAAGGGGCUAAGUGGAGGCAUGGUACUACCAUCAGUAGAGGACAGUGUAUCUGGAGAAUCAAUUUCUUUGUGGGCUGUUGCGGAGCUCUCUGAAGAGUUGCAGGAACAGUGUUCACUUUGUCUGUACUCUGGAUGGAUUUCAGACCUUCGCUUAUUCCCAGCACCUGGAUGUCUACAUUGUUCGUCUCCUGUUUGGACUGUGAUGGACUUUUUUUUUACCAUAACACUAAAUACUGUUUCAGUGACAAAAUGAUGUGUUCCUUUUGUUAGCAUUUCCAACAUUACUUAAAUUCUGAUAUGAUCAAUCAGUUAGUCUAUGUUUUCUACAUUGAUACUAAAAAUGUUGGCUUAACUUGGAGUUUUUAUGUCUGUUUAUGUGUUUUUUAUUUUGGCGAGAUGCUAAGCUGAUGAUUGAAGCAUUAGCCUAUGGUGAAGAACAAUUUUAAGUCUGUUCAUUUUAUAAGUCACAGGUGCUGAAUCAAAACAACCAACAAGGGGUUUUAUGGUUUAUUACUUUUAAAACCAUAUCAGUUCUCUAAAGAACCACAGAAGUUGUAUCCAUUACAUAAGAAGCACUAUUUAUAAGUUACACUAUAUAGUUUUUACCAAGCGUGUGAGGUGUGUGGCUGACUGAAAAAAGUGUUGAAUCCUUGCCCUACUUUCCUGGUAAUUUUGUUUUUUCUAUUUUCAGUUCAGGACUGAGAAGAGUUUCUUGUCAAACACACGGUUUAUGCUAUAGAGUCCUCUUCAUUGUGUUGAAGUGUAAAAAGAAGGACUUGUGUUUUCAUGACUACUCACAUCAUCCUGUGUGAAAUCUAUGCUAGAGCAACAACCAGCUAGUCAGUGAGCCUUACACUAUGAGGAAAUGGCACUGCAGUUCAAAUGGAGUGCAUGAGAUGUUUGACGUACAUACUAUCUGGAAACUGUGAAAAAGAUAUGGCGUCACUAUCUGGAGGGUAUUUGACUACAGCAAUCCUCAGUAAUUUAAGUUAAAUGCAUUGUCCCACUGUUGGUGUCAGGACUAUUGGGAUGUGUGCAUGGCACCGUCUUCAGCGUCUCCUCCUGGGCUUCGGGAUUAAAGCCCUCCGCCCCGGCAGGUGUCUGGCUUAACGCUGAAAAAAGAUGACUGUGAAAUGGAUUAAACCCUAAUUGAGGAAGACUGACACCGGGAGGCUUUGCGCAUGGCAGUCAUUUUAUUCUCUCCCACACACUGCAGUCACCAGAGUAUGACACUUGGAGACGGAUUAGGUGUUCGCGGCAGCGUAAAGCCUCACAAUGGGCCACUUAAGAGGUGUUACAUGGCCAGAGCUUGCCCCGGCUGUCAUGUUUCCUUGCGGAUGCACAGAAAAGUGUAGGGAGCAUGGUUCAGUCCCCUGGUCCCUGACAACACCGAGACCUGCUCAACACAUUCUCCAUGCUCUCCAGCCUGAGAAGCACCAAUCUGAACAAACCCACCAUGCCUUUUGAAGUUUGUGUUGAACUUUUUUUUUGGUUUUGCAGUGUCUUUAGACCACAGUUAUGCCUUAAUGGAUUUAUAUGUGCAUCUGUUGUGAUAUUUGUAUGAUUGAAAUUGGACCAAAAUGUAUAUUAUUUAUUGAAAUA